Molecule: messenger RNA, 144 nt
Organism: Paramecium sonneborni
Lineage: Eukaryota; Ciliophora; Oligohymenophorea; Peniculida; Parameciidae
Source: the annotation of a GenBank genome assembly
AGAUGAACUAGAAAAAGAUCAAAGAAUCCAAGUCUAUGGGAACAAUAAGUCAUCAUCUCAAUCCAUCUUAAGAUAAUCUCCAAAGUCUAAAUAUGCUGUUCUUGAAUCUGGAUUUCUGGAAAGUGAGUGGACUUAUUUGAAAAU